Messenger RNA from Exophiala aquamarina CBS 119918, 1998 nucleotides. RefSeq lists its product as uncharacterized. Gene Ontology annotation, biological process: regulation of glycogen biosynthetic process. Bases 1 to 1998 code for a protein of 665 amino acids. The transcript has a single exon. The record is from RefSeq and is a predicted model, not a curated record. Gene Ontology annotation, molecular function: glycogen binding; protein phosphatase 1 binding. NCBI's taxonomy places the organism in Eukaryota, Fungi, Ascomycota, Eurotiomycetes, Chaetothyriales, Herpotrichiellaceae. Gene Ontology annotation, cellular component: protein phosphatase type 1 complex.
AUGCCUUACACACCCCCCUCCCAGUUGUCCCCGGCAGCUUCGAAACCAUCCAGUCCUUCUGUGAGCAGGUCUCACUCAUAUAUCAAAGGACAGUUUCUCUCCCCAGAGCCGCCGGCUUCAUCUAGCCGACCCAACCUCCCUCGCUCCCAUGGCUCAUCCUCAUAUCUCACCAAACAUCGACGCAGUCCUUCCUUGAACGACGCUAAACAUGACGUUGUUCACAGUGGCGAGGCUUACGGCGAGAACGGGAGCUUUGAUCCUCAUGGUAGCCUCCGCGAGUCGCCUCCGCCUGUGACCAAUUCGUUGAUUCCUGCAGGAAUGACCAUCUCCCCUCCCGACUCCUCCCACAAUUCUAGUGAUGACGAAGAAUCCCAUUCUCGAGGUCGAUCCAGAGAUUUCGAGCUGGGGGACAACCUGAAAGAGUUGCAUGCAGCCAUCAGGUCAAUAGAACAAAGAAAAUCCGGCUCACCUAAUCGAUCCGACGAGCAAAAGAAAACUCAGCCUGCAGAGCAACUCGAUAGCUCUGCUCAGCAAACCACGGCAGAUGUCUCUCGGCCUCCCUUAUCACGGGAAGCACGUAAAAUCUCACAUUCCAGAUCGUCCACUGAUUCCAAUAUCGUUUUUGAGCCUCCAAAAAUCCAAAAACCCGUCACGUUUCAUCAAGAUAGCGAUUCCAGCGAUAGUGACGCUCCUAACCCCAACCGCCCUGCAAUGGUGCGGAAGAAGUCUGGCGAACUGGUUCGACCAGCACUUCGAGCAUCCUCCCGACGGCGGCCCUCGAGUAUGCCUGGCACUCCCACGUACUCAAAGGCCGUUCACUUCGACUCUCACCUUGAGCAUGUGCGACACUUUCUCCAAGUGGACAGACCACUUGCCGUCAGUGCAGGUUCCUCACCUGUCGAAAACUAUGAAAGUGAGAGUGAAUUUCCCUUCGGGUCUGAUGAAUCCAGCACCCGCUCUCGCUCACCUUCUCAUGAGUGGGAAAUGCGCCUGGCAAACUUCCCCGCCGAUUCAGACUGGAGAAGGUCACAGCCAGUUUUCGUUGAGCGCAUAUUCCUCUCAUCGGACAAUAAGAACCUCAUCGGUACUGUUGCCGUUCAAAACAUGGCGUUCCAGAAAACCGUUGUUGCUCGUUUCACACUCGAUUAUUGGAAAACCACCUCCGAAGUUGUUGCUGACUACAACACCGAUGUUCGUCGUAAGCACAACGAUGGGCUCGAUCGCUUCAACUUCAGUAUCAGACUGGCUGACCAGGCCAAUCUCGAGAAUAAAACACUUUUCUUCUGCAUCAAGUAUACAACCAAUGGACAAGAGUACUGGGACAACAACGGGACGAUCAAUUACCAGGUUGACUUUGCAAAGAAAGCCAAGGUGAACCAUGGUAAGAAUGGCAUGCCUGGUCUUGGGGCUCGCCCACUCAGUGCUUUACCUCGGAGUCGGCCGCCUCCACCUACCUCUUCUGGAAGACCAAAGUCGAUGGUAACUUCGUUCGAUGACUUCUCAACUGGCUUUGACAGCUUCGGCUCUUUCGGUCAAUCUGCAGGUUCUCUGAUGGGAGAGCCGAGACUCAAGCUAAGAAGCCCACGAUCCAAAGCGGAAUUGCUCCCGGAGACACCGCAACGCCGUCACAAGGCUGGUGCUCAGGCGUUUGGCAACCGAUACGAUUUCAACUCAUCGCUAUCGGCUGCCAAGAGUAAUGCAUUCGCUGCUUUGGGCGAACAUAGUGGGUUGUCUCCAAGGGCGGAUACAAAGCAGUCCUCCCGCAAAGUUCCUUCGCCAAUCAUCACCAACGGUGGAUCACCAGCUCUCAUCAAAUCCGGUGUUGCGCCCACCGCUCUUGGUACUGGUGCUGUGUCGACGGCACCAGGACUUGCCACACUAAACUCAAAGCCUGCGGCCUUGAUGUCGGAAAAACCACCACUUACCUCACAGUCCUACCAGGAACUAGUGGACAAGUACUGCUUUGUAGGUGCCCAGGGAAAGAGCCAGGAAGUGUAA